Molecule: messenger RNA, 4556 nt
Organism: Salarias fasciatus (jewelled blenny)
Lineage: Eukaryota; Metazoa; Chordata; Actinopteri; Blenniiformes; Blenniidae
Gene: taf2
Product: TAF2 RNA polymerase II, TATA box binding protein (TBP)-associated factor
Exons: 26
Coding region: 338-3979 (1213 amino acids)
Biological process (GO): transcription initiation at RNA polymerase II promoter
Cellular component (GO): transcription factor TFIID complex
Molecular function (GO): transcription cis-regulatory region binding; chromatin binding; RNA polymerase II general transcription initiation factor activity
Source: RefSeq, a predicted model, not a curated record
UUCAAAGGUCAGAAACAACAUGGCGGCACUCACUGGAGUCGCUGUUACAUCGCUACAAACAGCCGUCUGUGGAGGAUCUAAGUGGAUAUUUUAAUACUCUGGGAGUUCAACAAACAUUCAAUUAUCGUGUUAUGUUUGUUAACAUCAGGGUCAAGAGUGCAUUUCAUGGCCGCUUCACCUGUGUGCACCCUGUGAAGACAGUGCGGAGCAAGUACCGGGGGGACUCACAGAGGCGCGCCGAAGACAGAGCGCUGUGAGCGGCUUCAGCUCUGCUGCUAUCCCCGGUCCGACUUCCCAAGCCCUGCAGGAGAUCACGGUUUAUUAAACAUCUGCAAACAUGAACAGAAAGAAGGAUAAAGGAUUUGAGAGUCCACGACCUUUUAAAUUGACCCAUCAGGUGGUGUGCAUCAACAACAUCAACUUCCAGAGGAAAUCCGUCAUUGGAUACGUGGAGCUCACCAUCUUCCCCACCGUGGUCAACCUGAACCGGAUCAAGCUCAACAGCAAGCAGUGCCGCAUCUACAGGGUCCGAGUCAAUGAGCUGGAAGCCCCCCUCAUUUACAACGACCCCACCCUGGAAGUGUGCCACCAUGAGUCCAAGCAGAGGAACCUGAAUUACUUCUCCAGCGCGUACACGGCAGCCGUGAGCGCCGUGGACCCGGACGCCGGCCACGGGGAGCUGGUCAUCAAGGUGCCGUCCGAGCUCUGGAAACAAGGCGAUGAUCUGAAGGUGCUGAAGGUGUACAUCGAGUUCUCUCUGGACCAGCCCAAAGGCGGGCUGCACUUCGUGGUUCCAGACAUGGAGGGCAGCAUGGCGGAGAGGGGCGCGCACGUCUUCUCCUUCGGGUACCAGAACUCCUCCAGGUUCUGGUUCCCCUGCGUGGACUCGUACUCCGAGCUGUGCACGUGGAAGCUGGAGUUCACGGUGGACGCCUCCAUGGUGGCGGUGUCCUGCGGGGACCUGGUGGAGACCGUCUACACCCACGACAUGCGGAAGAAGACGUUCCACUACAUGCUGCCCAUCCCCACCGCCGCCCCCAACAUCUCUCUGGCCGUGGGGCCCUUCGAGAUCCUCGUGGACCCCUACAUGCACGAGGUGACUCACUUCUGCCUGCCUCAGCUGCUGCCGCUGCUCAAACACUCCAUGUCCUACCUGCACGAGAUCUUCGAGUUCUACGAGGAGAUCCUGACGUGCCGCUACCCGUACGCCUGCUUCAAGACCGUCUUCGUGGACGAGGCCUACGUGCAGGUUUCCACCUACGCCUCCAUGAGCAUCUUCAGCACCAACCUGCUGCACAGCGCCCUGAUCAUCGACCAGACGCCGCAGACCCGCCGCUGCCUGGCCCAGGCUCUGGCUCAGCAGUUCUUCGGUUGUUUCAUCUCCAGGAUGUCGUGGGCUGAUGAGUGGGUCCUGAAGGGAAUCUCAGGCUACAUCUAUGGACUUUACCUGAAGAAGACAUUCGGAGUCAAUGAGUACCGACACUGGAUCAAGGAGGAACUGGACAAGAUCGUGGAUUACGAGCUGAAGAUGGGAGGCGUCCUGCUGCACCCCACGUUCAGCGGCGGCAAAGAGAAAGACAACCCGACGCCCCACCUCCACUUCUCCAUCAAGCACCCCCACACCCUGUCCUGGGAGUACUACAAGAUGUUCCAGUGUAAGGCCCACCUGGUGAUGAGGCUGAUCGAGAACCGCAUCAGCAUGGAGUUCAUGCUGCAGGUCUUCAACAAGCUGCUGAGCCUGGCCAGCACGGCCUCGUCCCAGAAGUACCAGAGCCACAUGUGGAGCCAGAUGCUGCUGUCCACCCACGCCUUCCUCAAGUCCAUCUCCAACGUCUCGGGCAAAGACAUCGGCCCGCUCAUCAAGCAGUGGGUAGACCAGAGCAGUGUGGUGAAGUUCUUUGGCAGCUUUGCCUUCAACAGGAAGAGGAACGUGCUGGAGCUGGAGAUCCGUCAGGACUACACGUCGUCGGGAACUCAGAAAUACGUGGGUCCCAUCAAGGUGACGGUGCAGGAGCUGGACGGCUCCUUCAACCACACGCUGCAGAUCGAGGAGAACAGCCUCAAGCACGACAUCCCCUGCCACUCCAAGAGCAGAAGGAACAAGAAGAAGAAGAUCCCCCUGAUGAACGGAGAGGAGGUGGACAUGGACUUAUCUGCCAUGGACGCCGACUCCCCCCUGCUGUGGAUCCGGAUCGACCCGGACAUGUCCAUCCUGAGGAAGGUGGAGUUCGAGCAGGCGGACUUCAUGUGGCAGUACCAGCUGCGGUACGAGAGGGACGUGGUGGCCCAGGAGGAAGCCAUCUCUGCUCUGGAGAAGUUCCCCACCCCGGCCUCCAGGCUGGCUCUGACCGACAUCCUGGAGCAGGAGCAGUGCUUCUACAAAGUCCGCAUGCAGGCCUGCUUCUGCUUAGCCAAGAUCGCUAACGCCAUGGUGAGCACGUGGCAGGGACCACCGGCCAUGAAGUCGCUCUUCACCAGGAUGUUCUGCUGCAAGAGCUGCCCCAACAUCGUCAAGACCAACAACUUCAUCAACUUCCAGAGCUACUUCCUCCAGAAGACGAUGCCGGUUGCCAUGGCGUUACUGCGAGACGUUCAGAACCUCUGCCCCAAAGAUGUCCUCAACUUCAUCCUGGACCUCAUCAAGUACAACGACAACAGGAAGAACAAAUUCUCGGACAACUACUACCGAGCGGAUCUGAUCGAAGCCCUGACCAACUCUCUGACGCCGGCCAUCAGCAUCAACAACGAGGUGCGCACGGUGGACAAUCUGAACGCAGACGUCAGGCUCAUCCUGGAGGAGAUCACCCGCUUCCUCAACAUGGAGAAGCUGCUGCCCAGCUUCAGGAACACCAUCACAGUCAGCUGUCUGAGAGCGAUUCGCCAGCUCCAGAAGAACGGUCACAUCCCCAGCGACCCGUCUCUCUUCAGGUCCUACGCCGAGUACGGACACUUCGUGGACGUCCGCGUGGCGGCGCUGGACGCUCUGGUGGACUACACCCGAGUGGAGCGGAGUUCAGCGGAGCUGCAGUGGCUCCUCAACAUGGUCCAGAACGACCCGGCUCCGUACGUCAGACAUCGGAUCCUGGGAAUGCUGUGUAAGAAUCCUCCGUUCACCAAGACGACAGAUUCCACUCUGUGCAACGAAGCUCUGGUGGAUCAGCUGUGGAAGCUCAUGAACUCUGGCACCUCCCACGACUGGCGGCUGCGCUGCGACGCCGUCAACCUGUACUACACGCUGUUCGGCCUGACCCGGCCGUCCUGCCUGCCGCUGCCCGAGCUGGGCCUGGUGCUCAACCUCAAGGAGAAGAAGGCCGUCCUCAACCCCACCAUCAAGCCCGAGCUGGCCGUCGGCGCCGUCAUGGAGACGCCCGCCAGCAUCGGCAUCCACGGCGUGGGCAUGAGCUACUCAGCCGUGGACGAGGAGCCGGAUCCCAUUUCCCUGGGGGUGUGCGGGGUGGGCCAGCCCCCGCAGGGCCUGAAGAGGAAGGCCGAGACCCCCCUGGGGUCCCCUCCGGAGCCGGGCCAGAUCCUGCAGCAGCAGGACGACGACGCCAGAGGAGGCCGCUACAAGAUCCGGUUCAACACCAUGGAGGACGAAGACAUCGACAUGGAGACGGUCCACGACAGCCAGGCCUUCAUCCACCACCACCUGAACCUGCUGGAGCGCCCCUCCACCCCGGGCAAGGAGCCCCCGUCGGUGGAGCAGCCGCUGCUGUCCAUGCCCGCCACGCCCGUCCCGGCCUUCCCCAAGGAGCCGGGCUCGGCGUCGUCCAAGCACGGCGGCGAGCACGGCCACCACCACCACCACCACCACCACGAGCACAAGAAGAAGAAGAAGAAGCACAAGCACAAACACAAGCACAAGCACAAGCACGACGGCAAGGAGCGCGACAAGGAGCGCGAGCGCGACAACUCGCACGCAUACAGCAACAGUCCGGCCAGCGGCAGGUCGCUGCGCUCGCCCUCGCUGUCCGACUGAGCGCCGCCCGCCGCAGCGCUCUCGGCUCGCAUUAGGUGGUUUCAAACCAAGAAGAAGCCAAUAGGAACGGUUCGCCGGUGUGAUCGCCGUCCUGUAGUCGUUCUCAUUCUCUUGUUUUAUUACUCUGUAAAUUCACCGGAUGGAAGCGGAGCGGGAAAACCGACCGAUCAGCUGGAAGCUCCGGCACGAAGCGUCUUUUCUACUUUUAAAACUCAUGUUUGGAAUAAAGAAACUUUUAAACUGCUGCAAAAAGGAGUUUGUUCCUUUAUUUGAAGCUUCUUUUGUAAACUUUCUGAAGUUUGUUUCGGCCCGUUCUUUCCCUGUUUAAUGGUGUUUUCUCCAAGUUUUCUUCGGUUUUCCAACAACCCGGCGUCACUUCUUCUGAUUUUCAGCAGCGGAUUUGUAGAGACGGACAUCAGGCUGGUUGUAGAUCAUAUGUGGUGUAAAGUGUGAGCGAUCGUUCGUUUUGACACAGAUGAUAAUGUCGUACCGAUAUUUGAGUUCAUAAGAUCAGGUCGUCUCGGCCCGUUUACACCACAACGCUGCUCAGAGCCACUGAAAAUACAACUUUUUGAAA